AUGUCGCCUCGGACACGCUCCGACGAUCACCUCGGCCAGCCGCUGCUGGGUGAUCACCACGAUCGGUCGGACUACGCCAGCGGCGACCAGUCGCAGCCGCUGAGCCCGGCACCCGGCCACCUGCCAGGCCCCUCGGCGGUCAUGGUCCGAGUCGACACGCUGGGUCUGCCGGCCGACGACUCGGCCGACAGCACGGACGAUCUGCCCAUCUCCGGCCGCAGCUCCAUGGGCUCCCUGGCCUCGGUGGACAUGGAAGCCGGCGGUGCGGCCCCGAUGGGCGGCGACCCUGCCGGGUCCGAUGCCAAUUCCCUGCUCGACGCGGAGAAGGCCCUGGCCCGUGGGGCCCUGGCCGGCGGCGGCGGCGGAGCCGACACCGGCGAUGGUGAUGACGAUUCGCUGGGCCUCCUGCCGGGGGCCGGGGCUCAUGGAGGCCCCGGCGCCGGGCCCGGCAGCCGGUGCUCCACUCGCUCGAAGGUGGCCAUCGCCGCGGCGACCCUGGUCUUGGUGCUGGCCCUCGCGGCCGGGGCGGCCCUCAUCGGCGCCAGCAACAGCUUCCAGCCCUCGGGCAAGGCCGGCCAGCGGCCGGCCACCGGCCACACCAGGCCGCCGCCCCGGCGGCCGGGCUACUCCGGCACCGGGCCCCCGCGGCGGCCGGCGGCCAACUGCCCCCGAAUGCGGCCGUCCUUCAUCGUGGUCGGGGCCCAGAAGGCCGGCACCACCAGCCUCUAUGCCUACCUGCGCACGCAUCCGCAAAUCAUCGGCCUGCCGAACCCCCACGGAGCCGCCGGCCCCGGCGGCGACCACCUGCCGGCCAUCACCCCGGAGGAUGGCCAGGUGGAAACCAUCACCAUGCAUCAGCAGGAGCCCGGCGGCCGGCCGCACAUCCGCCCGGCCGUCGAGCCGCACUUCAGCCUGGAUCUGGACGCCAGCCCGGACCCGGGCCAGGGCGGCCUGCCUGCGUCGCCGCUCGAGGCCGGCACCGUGGACGACGAGGACGACGGCCCGGACGGCAUGGGCGAGCUGGUGGACCCGGUCCCGGACCCGGAGCCGGAGCCGCAUUUCUAUGUCUUGCGCCUGCCCUUCGGCCUGACGGCCGUCAUCCCGAAGCCCUCGCGCCCGACCUUCCCCUUCUUCGGGGGUGGCCCCGGGUCGCGGCGCGCCCCCGGCAGCGGCAGCCCGGCUCUGGCCGAAGCAGCCGGCCCCGGCACCGAUGAGCCCCAUGCCGGCGACCGCCCGGCCGCCGGCCGCCUGCCCACCUGGCAAACCUCCGACCCCAUGUACCAGGCCGCCACCGAGGCCGAGGCCACCGGCGAGUCGGCCCUCACCCCGGGCAGCGCCCUGCGCACCAAGGAGCUGCGCUUCUUCGACUCGGCCCGGCACUGGCCGCGCCUCGGCGGCCUGGGGCACCGGCUGCACCAGGGCCUCCGGCCGCCCUCCGGCGAGUCGGCCAUCAACCCGGCCACCGGGCAGUUCAUCACCGAGGAGGUGGGCCGCGCCAUCAUGUGGGACGGCUCGCCGGCCAAGCCGGCGGACAUCCACCAAAUGACCCCGGCCCAGCUGCAGGAAGUCCGCCAGCGCUAUGAGAAGUUCUUCCCCUGCCAGCCGGAUGAGGCCACCCUGCUGCACGAUGCCCAGCAUGGCCGCGAGAAGACCGUCGGCUAUGUCACCGGCGAGGCCACCCCCGGGUACAUGUACCGCCCGGAGGUCCCGGCGCGCAUUCGCGCCGUCUUGCCCGAUGUCAAGCUUAUCGCCCUGGUCCGCGACCCGGCCGAGCGUGCCUACUCCCACUACCACCACGCCCAGAAGAACCACAUGUACCAAUUGGCCCGGCGCAGCCGCAAGAACAGCCAGGAGAAGCCCCCGAAGCGGCGCUUCCGCCGGGAUGAGGCCCUCGCCGUGAUCGACCUGCCGGCCAUGUCGGAUGCCGACCGCCAAGGCUUGCCCAUCGCCGAGGUCCGGGCUGCUCCGCCGGCCGCCACGCGCCAGGGCGACCGCCGCCCCUUGGCCCCGGUGUUCCCCGCCUUCGAGACCCUCCUGGCCCGCGAGCAUGCGGUCAUCGUCAAGUGCCAGAAUUCCGUGGCCGAGGAGCUCUACGGCCAGGACAUGGCCAGCACCAUGGGCGGUCGCGCCUACCUCGAGGCCUAUGACCGGAUCUAUGCCUGCCACCAGACGGCCAUCCUCGCCGAGGCGGCCGAUCUCCAAGUGUCCCCCUGGGCCCUGCAGCUGAUCCUCCGGUCGAUCUACAUCGCGCAGAUCCACAACAUGCGCAAGGAGUUCCCGGCCGAGCAGAUCCUCGUCGUUCGCAGUGAAGAGCUCUUCGACAAUGUCGACACCGCCCUCGACAGCAUUACCGACUUCAUUGGGCUCGAGCGCCGGAGCUCCUUCCCCUCGACCGGGGGCCAGCUGCCCGACGGCCCGGCCGGGGGUGACGAUCACACCACGCCCGAGGACCAGGCGGAUGCUCCUGCGGGUGCGGAGGACAUCGCCAUCUCGCGGGGACCCCGGUCGGCCAUCGUCGCCCAGGCCCCGCAGACCGGCAAGUGGGACGACUGGAUCUUCCGCCGGAAGCUCAACUUUGUCGAGGGCAAUCGCGUGGUGGCCAGCCACUCGGAGGAGCCUACCAACCGCAAGGCCAUGAAUCCCGACACCCUGGCCUGGCUGGACCGCCUGUUCGAGCCUUUCGAGUCUCUGCUGGAGGACUACAUCGCCGGACAGCAGCACUGAAGCGCGCGUCCGCGUGAAAAGAGGCUGCCCCGGCCUCCGGCCGCGAGAGGAUGGGCACGGGCCAAGUGCAGGGCGCGCCCCCGGGCAUGGCGCCGGGGGGAAGGGGGGGGAGCCGACCUGCAGGAUGGGUCCCGGGCAGAGGCCGAUCUUUCGCCCUGCUCUGGUCGCAAUCCCGCAUCAGCGGAUCUAUGCUUCUCCCCCGCUUUUUUUUUCCGGGCGAGAGGGGGUCCCAAGGGGAGGACAGGACGGCAUGAACUUGCGGCUGCAGGCUGGCUGGCUGUGCGGGGCGAUGUGCAGCCGCGCACGGCGCGCCACGCACACAUGCGCACAUGCGACGGUGUGCCAAGCGCCGCCAACUGUCCCAUAGACCCCGGCGUCGCCGCAUCCCCUUGUGCGUGUGCGCAUGUGAGGCGCGCAUGCCAUCUUCAUGGAGGAGGUCUUCUCCGCGGGAAGUACAUGCCGCGGAGCCGUGCCUCCUCGGCGUGGGCCUCCUGUCGGCGCGAGGCAAAGCGGCUGGGCCAGACGCUCGCGCACCGGCAAGGUGUUUCGAAAUCACCGACACGCGUGGCUGCCACACACAGCCAUGCACACAAGCAGCAUCGGGUGCUUUUCCGCCCGAUCAAAGAAAGUCCCCCGCGUUGAGGAGAAAACUGCAAAGGGCAGAGAUGAAAGGCCAACUGGAAUGCUAACGAGCGCGCCAGGGGGGCUUCCACAUGGGAGAUACGCCCAAAAACGAGAUAGAGUCCCGCGUGGAUAUGCCCAGCGCCCCAGGGAGGGGUGAGGUGUGCCGGCGCCCCCGGGGUGUGUGCCGCCGUCCCCUCGCCCCUCCCCUUCCCCCCGUCACUGCAUGCCUCCCUGAGCCUGCUUCCCUCGCCACAUGCCCUGGGGAGUGCCUGCUCGCCGGUGUCCCGGUGGCCAAGAAGAUGCAACGGAACGGGUGCCAGCGGGGGAAAAGGGGGCCAGAAAGACGAGAAGAGAAACCCCCAAACAAAAGACGCGCGGCCAAGGGGGGGCAGGAAGGAAGAGGAGAGACCCACAACGGCGGAGGUGUCUACGGGGGGAGAGAUGUGUGCGUGCCCUCGUGCAGCUCCCCCUCCCAGCCGGGGGCAUGGGCGCUCCUGCCACAAUGGCCUGCCACCAAAGUUCGUCCUCGCAACACCCCCCGUCACAUUCUGUACAAUAUAAAAACCAUCCCCUGAGGGGGAGGACGGCUUCGAAGA
Fonticula alba is the source of this 3944-nucleotide messenger RNA. RefSeq lists its product as hypothetical. The coding region runs from base 1 to 2724 and encodes 907 amino acids. The transcript is spliced from 6 exons. NCBI's taxonomy places the organism in Eukaryota, Rotosphaerida, Fonticulaceae. Gene Ontology annotation, molecular function: sulfotransferase activity. The record is from RefSeq and is a predicted model, not a curated record.